CUGUAUCUUUCCAUGAAGUGAAUCGUACACAUUGUUUGUUGUCGAUCAAGAUGGAGUUCCUUUUGGGAAAUCCAUACAGUACUCCGGUGGGACAUUGUAUUGAGAGAGCCACUGAUGGCUCCCUUCAGAAUGAGGACUGGGCCCUCAAUAUGGAAAUAUGUGACAUCAUCAAUGAAACCGAGGAUGGGCCCAAGGAUGCCAUCAGGGCAAUGAAGAAGAGGCUGAACGGGAACAAGAACUACAGGGAGGUGAUGCUGGCACUCACCGUCCUGGAGACAUGUGUGAAGAACUGCGGGCAUCGUUUUCAUGCCCUCGUCACCAGCAGAGACUUCAUAGAUGGCGUGCUUGUAAAAAUCAUCUCCCCUAAAAACAACCCUCCCACUAUCGUACAAGACAAAGUGCUCGCCUUGAUCCAGGCGUGGGCUGACGCGUUCAGAAGUAGUCCAGACCUGACGGGUGUGGUCCAUAUCUAUGAGGAGCUGAAGAGGAAAGGCAUUGAGUUCCCCAUGUCUGACCUGGAGACCCUGUCUCCAAUCCACACUCCUCAACGACUGUCGACUGGCUCUGAGGUGAACCAAGCCACACUGAAGGCCACCGCCCCUCCCCCAGCCCAGCCUAUCCCCCACCAGCAGCCUCCUCCCCAUGCUGUCUCCACCCCACCCUUUGCAGCAUCUGUCCCUCCUACCUAUUCCGCACCUCAGGUCCCCAACCUCGGUGCCUCUGGGUCUAUCAACCCCUCACCUGACCAGAUUUGCCGGCUGCGCAGUGAGCUGGACAUUGUGCGUGGCAACACCAAGGUGAUGUCAGAGAUGCUGACAGAGAUGGUUCCUGGACAGGAGGACCCCUCGGACCACGAGCUCCUGCAGGAGCUGAACCGGACAUGCCGGGCCAUGCAGCAGAGGAUAGUGGAGCUCAUCUCCUGCGUGUCUAAUGAGGAGGUCACAGAGGAACUACUGCACGUCAACGAUGACCUCAACAACAUCUUCCUACGCUACGACAGGUACGAGAGGUUCCGGUCAGGCAGAGCAUCUCAGGGUAUCAACAAUGGGGUCCUCAGUGAGGCUACAGAGGACAACCUGAUAGACCUGGGCCCUGGCUCUCCUGCUGUCGUCAGCAACAUGGUCACCACCACUCCCCCGUCCAGCCUGCCCCCUUUCUACACCACCCCCGCUGCACGGCCUUCCUCACCUGCCUCCCUGGCCUCUCGGCUAGCCGGCCUUGAUGUGGGUGACAGUGUGAGCAGCACUCUGAGCUCUCUGCCCAGCUGUAAGCCUCAGGACGACUUUGACAUGUUCGCCCAGACCAGGACCGGAGCUCUGCCUCUGACCACCGAAACACUUGUGACAGCUCCUCUAGAAGACCUUAAUGCUGUAUGUGGAAUUGGGCUGCCUCUUCUGGAAGUCAGGCGGCAGCCUGCAGGAGGGAUUCCCGUUGGCCAAUCCUCUGUCAUGGAUGACAUAGAGGAGUGGCUGUGUACCGACUUGCAAGGAGAUGAGGGAGAAGAGGGGGUGACCAGUGAAGAGUUUGACAAGUUUCUGGAGGAGCGGGCGAAGGCAGCAGAGACGGUGCCCAGCCUCCCCUCGCCCCCUAGUGGUGACCCUGGUGCAACUACAAGCACACUCAAGAAGAAGGCUGAAAGACCAGAUGACGCCCUGUUCGCUUAGUACAGUGGUUUUCAAACCUCUCCUCUGGGACUCCCGGACGUUUCAAAAUUUAGUUUUAGCCCUGAACUAGCUGAGUUGAUUCACCUAUUCAAGGGCUUGAUGGUUAGUUGACAAGUUGAAUCAGGUGUGUUAGCUCUUGAAUAGUUCAAACGCAUGGAACGACUGUGGGUCCCAGAGGAGAGGUUUGAAAACCCCUCGCUUAGUAGACCUUUUAACCUUAACUUCUGACCUGGCCAGCGACCUCAGUCCCCAAACUUUUAUCUGUGACAAGCACACACACUUUCUCAUCCUCCCCCUCUGGUUCUCUCUACCUUCAAAACUAACCCUCUACUACCCAGCAAUGCAUUGAUUUACUACACUACAAAGGGAACCCCCGAUUUUGAUAUCCCCCCUCUUUCAGAAAGAGACCAGCUUAAUUCGGGAGAAGACCGCCUCGUUAUUCCAUAAUCAACAUUCCAUAUCUAACAGUUGAUGGUUUGGAACAGUAUCCAGCCUCUGAAGAACUGUGGAGUAUCAACAAGAACGGCCAUCUUUAUAAACCAGCAGCUCACCCUGUCCCGGGGCUGGUCUUCUUCUGAAGGGUAAUAUGAGACAUACCCAACCUACAGUACUACCCAUAUUCUGCUCCGUUAUGGCAGCAAGAAGCCAUCCCUAUCCUGUCGUCCCCUAAUCUACUGCAUGCAUUAUCAGAUCCAUCCAACCUUCAAUCCCUUGAAGGGUCGUCAAAGGGAAUUCAAUGAAAACUAGGUACAAUUAUUGUUAACCUUUUUUAUUGUAGGUCAGAUGGGGGAAGGUAGCGUUAAAAUAUGAUGAGAUAUAUUAAUGGGAAAUAUGCUGGAUCAUUGUAUGUUUUUACUAUGCGUUUAAUUCCUAGUCGAUAUUUUCUGUCUCCUGACUGGUUGUCUUAUUUCAUCAAUUUAACUUCAUGGUUUUGAGUGUGGCUUUGUUGUAUAACUGUAACAUAAUGACAUGUAGAAUCGCUGUGUGUAUAUUCAAUCAAGCAGAAUAAGGGAAAGAAAUGGUGGAUGACGGGAGAUCUGUUCUGAGGGCAUUGGAGCCUGUUACAGUAUGUCUACCUGGAUAUAACAUUUCACAGCCUUUACCCAAAAAGGGUAUCAAUAGAAAAGGGAAGUGGAAAUGUGAUUUGUCCACUACAGAAUUACACUACAGGGCAUUUUGCUUUCAAGGGAUGAAGUAUUUCUAGGGAUUGAUGCUAUCAUCUUAUCUACGUCUUUAGAGAUUGAUCUAUUUUACCAGUUUAGAAUUCUAGAAGAUUAUCUGGAAUGUUACUUUGGAGAUUUGAAAUACGAUUUCUGAUUUAUUUUCAGAUGAUGAAUUUCCAUUUGAUGUUUUUAAGUGAGACAACUAAAUAAUGAAUGUCACUUAAGAAAAUGCACUGUUAUGUUAAAUGAGGUGUUAUGUUUAUCUUAACAAAUGAGUAGUACCAUUUACCUGACAAUGAUUUUCUGUGUAUCCAUAUGCUGAAGGACCAGUACAGGUACAGUGCUGAUGGGAAAGCAUCGUCUAGAUGUCGUCAUGUGGCCUAAGCAUGAUUGCAUCACAUCCAUAGUGAAUGCACUACCGUAUCAUACUGUAAGAUUCAGUCAGGCGUAACACUGUAUCAGUCAGUCUGAGAAAGAUAACCGUUUCUUGUUAAAGCCCUGUUUUAGUAGUCUUCACUACAACCUGAACAGACUGAACAUUGUAUGUCUGGUAUUGAAUAAUAACAAUUUAUGGUCCAACGUUUUACAAAGUGGAUGUGGUAAAAUGAACCACAUGAAUAUCAUGAAGGAAAUAUAGGAAAGGGGAUCUGUUUGGUCUCUGGUUGGAGCGUCAAAUGUUGUUUAUUUUAUUGCUUGAUCACCUGGACUCUUAUGUACCAUGUCCUGUUAUUGUCUCUCGUUGGCUUGCUAGCUGUUCUGGCACUUCACUCCGAUGCUAGCCAGUUAGCUCAGUGGGCUAAUCCGCUGAUCGUGACGGUGCUGAAAAGAGGGAUAGGCUGAGUGAGAGACUCGCCAUUUAGAAAAAGUGACAUUCAUGUUUUCAGAAACGGUAACACUACUUACUAGUAUGAGCAAGAACAUUGAGUAUUGCAAACCGAGAUCUGUAUUCUCUUUCUUGAUGAUGAUAAUACACGUGCUGUUUCAUACAAUCACCAUGAAUUUAAAACAAUGUAACACUUGAUAGUCACUCACGACCUUAUUCUACCCUUAUUUUAUUGUUAAAAUAUCUAGUUGAGCGGGUUGGUAUACUUAACAUAUCUGUAAUCAAUGGAAAAUGUUGCAAAAUAUUGACAAGUGUAGGAAUAAUUUAUUUAUGAUUUUUUUCUGAUCUCUGUUUUUGAAAUUGUUUUAUUGUACAAAAGUAGAAUGACUUCUUCACGGGAGAGAUUAGGGUUUUUCAUGUUAAUUGUGUGUUAUUGCUGUUUUAUGGAGUUUGAUCAUUUCUUAUGCUGAUUCAAUGGUAAAGAUUAUGUAAAUGUUUCCAGAUGAAUUUCACUCUACAGUAACUUUUAAUGUCACUAUUUAUGACAAGUGUCCACUCUGAUUGGUUUGUUUGUUUGUAACUGUAAGCAAAGAACCCUAUUGAGUUAAAAAAAAAUCUAUGGAAUGAUGAACAAGCAGUACAUUGCUAAACGAAAGACUCUGAUAGAAAUGUUGACAUUGCACAUUAUUAAAAGGUUUUCCCAUCUCUCUGAAUGGAAUACUCUAAGUGUAUGUGUACAACUGUUGCCCUACGCUGAGACAGUAGCCCUGUACAUUUGAUGUAUUGGAGGAGUAAAAAAUAUAUUGCUGUGUGUGCAAUCCAAUAUGCAUAGUAUAAAAUGUAUAGCUUGAUAUUGGUCUGGCUUGCUCAGUGGAACUAUGGUUCUAUACAUGAUCUUGUAUAAUUUAAGGCAAAUAUAAAUAUUAGCUUGCCAGGUGGUCACCUCAACGCCUGCUCUUAUAAAGAAUAUGUGUGUAUGGUAAAACAUAAAGGGAUGUUUGUGUGUGCUGGCUGCUGCUGUUUCCUGACUAUCUAGCUCUAUAUUGUUUGACUCAUGCAUGUGUUGAACUCCAAUAAAAAAACUAUAGUAGUAUGUGA
Messenger RNA from Oncorhynchus nerka (sockeye salmon), 4748 nucleotides. It is a transcript of the gene tom1l2b, whose product is annotated as target of myb1 like 2 membrane trafficking protein. The transcript is spliced from 14 exons. Gene Ontology annotation, cellular component: endosome; membrane. Gene Ontology annotation, molecular function: phosphatidylinositol binding; ubiquitin binding; clathrin binding. Gene Ontology annotation, biological process: signal transduction. The coding region runs from base 51 to 1664 and encodes 537 amino acids. NCBI's taxonomy places the organism in Eukaryota, Metazoa, Chordata, Actinopteri, Salmoniformes, Salmonidae. The record is from RefSeq and is a predicted model, not a curated record.